This is a messenger RNA of Solea solea (common sole), 1318 nucleotides long. RefSeq names its product dual specificity phosphatase 29-like. NCBI's taxonomy places the organism in Eukaryota, Metazoa, Chordata, Actinopteri, Pleuronectiformes, Soleidae. The record is from RefSeq and is a predicted model, not a curated record. The coding region runs from base 316 to 864 and encodes 182 amino acids. The transcript has 3 exons. Gene Ontology annotation, biological process: protein dephosphorylation; negative regulation of MAPK cascade. Gene Ontology annotation, molecular function: protein tyrosine/serine/threonine phosphatase activity; MAP kinase phosphatase activity. Gene Ontology annotation, cellular component: cytoplasm.
AAUAGUCCACACUGCUCCUGCCCAGACUCUGGCAUCUUCAGCUGUCUCAUUCCAGCGAGGCCCGGCCUCUAAACAACACUGAUAAUCUAGAUCAGAUGGAAAACAGCGGCGAGCUGCGGCAAUGAGCUUCAUGUUUAUACUGUGGGUCUUUAUCCAAAUGUCUACAGGGAAGAAAAACUAACAGGAACAGGACGGCCACAGCGACUUGUCAAAUUUUCCGUCCAAGAACAGCAAGUAUUUGGGGAGGUUAUGUGUCAAGUUGCUGAAUGCCAUUUGUGAUGAUUGCACGACAACACCACAGUGAAACAUGCAGCUAUGAGGCCAGAGGAGGAGCCAGAGUAUCAGACACCACCCACCUGCGAUCUGCUCAGCCUUCUGCUGAGAAACAGACGCCCCACUGGAGCUGUCAAUGAGGUUUGGCCCAACCUCUACAUCGGAGAUGCGGCCACAGCUCAGGAUAAAUCCCUGCUAGUGAAUCUGAGGAUAACACACGUGGUGAACGCCGCAGACGGAGUCCAGCACAUCGACACUGGACCACUUUUCUACUCAGACACCAACAUUCUGUAUCACGGCGUAGAAGCAGCAGACUGUAAAGAUUUUGACUUGGGCCCAUUUUUCACAGAGACGGCCGAAUUCAUUCAUGGUGCUCUGAGUCACAAAGGUAAAGUGCUCGUCCACUGUGCGCGAGGAAUCAGCCGCUCUGCGACUCUCGUGUUGGCUUUCCUCAUGAUCAAAGAGAGACUCACCCUCAUUGACGCAGUACGGACCGUUCGCCAGCACAGGAACGUUCUGCCAAAUGUUGGAUUUCUCAACCAGCUCCGUCACCUGGACUCAUCCUUGGCUCUGCAGCGGAGAACAACGUGAUAUGGAGAUGUGGAGAGAAGGUUCCUCUCAUGUCAGUGUUGAGAUCAUACCAAAGAAUCCGGAUUUGACUAUAUCUAUAUCAUGCACUUCAACAGCAGAUGCAUUUGACAAUGAAAGUUAUACAGAAUAUUUCCAGUGGAUUAAAGAGCUUUUUCUAAUAAAUUUUCAGAUGAAUCUUGCUGUUCUUAAAUGGAUAUAAGGACAUGUCUACUACAUCUGCUGAAACACAGCUUAAAGUAACAAGUAACUUUUUCCACAGCUUUAAAAUGAUGUCUAUGACUCACUGACUUGUAACAGGAAGAAUAGAUUUUUUAAAAAUACCCUCUCUGCACCUGAAAAUCUGUCCGUGGAAGUUUUUUGAGUUGGAAUAGUCACAGAGAUUCAGGUCGAGCGAGUUCACGAGUAAUGCUGAACUGGGCUCGGUGAAAAAAAGGAAAAAUAAAAUGCUGAAGAC